Messenger RNA from Phoenix dactylifera (date palm), 2249 nucleotides. Its product is annotated as pyrophosphate--fructose 6-phosphate 1-phosphotransferase subunit alpha-like. Gene Ontology annotation, cellular component: cytosol. NCBI's taxonomy places the organism in Eukaryota, Viridiplantae, Streptophyta, Magnoliopsida, Arecales, Arecaceae. The record is from RefSeq and is a predicted model, not a curated record. Gene Ontology annotation, molecular function: 6-phosphofructokinase activity; diphosphate-fructose-6-phosphate 1-phosphotransferase activity; ATP binding. Gene Ontology annotation, biological process: glycolytic process; photosynthesis; response to glucose.
UUGUAACGCCGCCGGUAUAAAUACCGCUCUUCCCAAGGAGCGGAAACGACAGACAGACGAAGGGGAGAAGCGAAGAGAGAGAAGACGAUGGAUUCGGCUUACGGCGUCCCCCGAGAGCUCUCCGGUCUGCAGAAGCAAAGGGCUCUCUACCAGCCGGGGCUCCCUCCUUGCCUUCAGGACACCACAGUGAGGGUGGAGUUUGGUGAUGCAACAACAUCUGCAGAUCCGGCUGGUGCGCAUGUGAUCAGUCAAUACUUUCCCCGCACAUAUGGGCAACCUUUGGCUCAUUUUCUGAGGGCAAAGGCCAAAGUUCCUGAUGCACAGAUCAUAACAGAGCAUCCAGCCAUAAGGGUGGGUGUCGUAUUUUCUGGAAGACAAUCACCAGGAGGACAUAAUGUCAUUUGGGGACUUUACGAUGCUAUCAAAUCUCACAACCACAAUAGUACAUUGCUUGGAUUUGUUGGUGGCACUGAAGGUUUAUUUGCACAGAAAACUUUGGAAAUUACUGAUGAUAUCCUCUCCACAUAUAAGAACCAAGGUGGUUAUGAUUUGCUUGGCCGGACAAAAGAUCAAAUCAGGACAACUGAGCAGGUCAAUGCUGCGAUGGCUGCAUGCCAGGCACUGAAGUUGGAUGGUCUUGUCAUCCUUGGAGGGGUUACUUCCAAUAUGGAUGCUGCUCAUCUUGCAGAAACUUUUGCCGAGUCAAAAUGUCCAACAAAGGUAGUGGGUGUUCCUGUAACUUUGAAUGGGGAUCUUAAGAAUCAGUUUGUGGAGACAAAUGUUGGAUUUGAUACAAUUUGCAAGGUUAAUUCACAGCUCAUCGGUAAUGUCUGCACAGAUGCCCUCUCGGCUGAAAAGUAUUAUUAUUUUAUUCGGCUUAUGGGCCGGAAGGCAUCUCAUGUGGCCUUGGAAUGUGCUCUCCAGUCACAAUCAAAUAUGGUCAUCCUAGGUGAGGAGGUUGCUGCAUCAAAACUCACUAUUUUUGACAUUACAAAACAGAUCUGUGAUGCAGUGCAAGCCAGAGCAGAGAAAGACAAGUAUCAUGGUGUAAUUCUUAUACCUGAGGGGCUUGUAGAAAGCGUUCCAGAACUGUAUGCUCUGAUUCAGGAAAUCCAUGGUCUCCAUCUUCAGGGGGUGUCUGCCGAGAAUAUUCCUUCUCAACUUUCACCAUGGGCAGCUGCACUGUUUGAAUUUUUGCCACCAUUUAUAAGGAAUCAGCUGCUUCUCCAUCCGGAAUCUGAUGACUCUGCACAGUUAUCCCAGAUUGAGACAGAGAAACUUCUAGCUCAGUUGGUUGAGACAGAAAUGAACAAGCAGCUGAAAGAAGGUACAUAUAAAGGAAAGAAAUUCAAUGCCAUCUGCCACUUUUUUGGCUACCAAGCUCGGGGAUCCUUACCAUCUAAAUUUGACUGUGACUACGCCUAUGUUCUUGGGCAUGUUUCCUAUCAUACAUUGGCAGCUGGUUUAAAUGGUUACAUGGCUACCAUUACAAAUCUGAAAAAUCCCAUGAAUAAAUGGCGAUGCGGCGCUGCUCCAAUCACGGCAAUGAUGAGUGUGAAGAGAUGGUCGCAUGGCCCUGCAGCCUCCCUUAUUGGAAAACCUGCUUUGCAUCCUGCCACUAUAGACUUGAAAGGAAAAGCAUACGAGUUGUUGAGACAAAAUGCUUCCAGCCUUUUGAUGGAUGAUGUAUACAGCAACACUGGACCUCUUCAGUUUGAUGGACCUGGUGCUGAUGCUAAGGCCAUUACAUUGUGUGUUGAAGAUCAAGACUACAUGGGCCAGAUAAAGUUGCUUCAAGAGUAUCUGGAUAAGGUGAAAAGCAUUGUGAAGCCUGGGUGUUCGCAGGAUGUUCUGAAAGCAGCCCUGAGUGCUAUGGCUUCUGUGACGGACGUGUUGGCUGUCAUGGCUUCUCCCUCAUCUAGUGGCCAGCCACCCUUCUGAAUUGCACAACUAACCAUCCUUUGUUGUGGACCAUUAGUAAUGUCUGGGUUCCAUUUGUCAUCAUCAUCAUCAUCAUCAUUAUUAUCCUACAAUCUGUCUUUUCCAAAUUGUUGAGUGUUUGAUGGGGAGGUAAGAAAUUUUUGCAUGAUUAGCUUUCUGUUUUUGCGUCCAUUUUUGGUUGGCAUCAUUUUUUUGUUGAUGGUAGUUACUACCAUGAGUCCAUUGCUGUACUUUGAAGUUGAAUAAUGACACAAACAUUCUGUUUUAUGACAAUCCUUUCCUGGAUCAAAUAAUGAUGGUUUUAGCUA